Molecule: messenger RNA, 1166 nt
Organism: Colossoma macropomum (tambaqui)
Lineage: Eukaryota; Metazoa; Chordata; Actinopteri; Characiformes; Serrasalmidae
Product: cathepsin L1-like
Exons: 8
Coding region: 99-1166 (355 amino acids)
Biological process (GO): immune response
Cellular component (GO): lysosome
Molecular function (GO): cysteine-type endopeptidase activity
Source: RefSeq, a predicted model, not a curated record
UAGGAUUAAUGCCAGAGUGAGGGUUAGAUUUUGGGUAAGGUUGGGUAAGGUUAGGUUUUGCUUAUUGGAAGUAACAUAUUAAAUCUAGUUCAUGUAACAUGUCAACAAUGCAUUUUAAUGUAACCAUUUCCUUAAUAUCACCUCAGAGACUUCCUCUCGGCAGAAUGAGGGUUUUGCUCGCUGUCUCUGCUCUUGUGGUUGUGGCCGGUGCAGCCAGUGUUUCUCUGGAGGAUCAGGAGUUCCACACCUGGAAACUGAAGUUUGACAGGAUUUAUGGUUCAGUGGAAGAAGAGACUCAGCAUAAGAUGAUCUGGCUGGACAAUCGUAAGCUGGUCCUGGAGCACAACAUGCUGGCUGACCAGGGCAUCGAAAGCUACAGACUCGGCAUGAACCACUUUGCAGACAUGGACAACCAGGAGUACCAGCAGAUGUUUAAGGGCUGCCUGGGAUCCUUCAAGGAGUGUGAGAUUGAUAAUGCAACUACAUUCUUCCAACCGGUAGAGGGUGCAGCUCUUCCCAGGACUGUGGACUGGAGGAAAAAAGGCUAUGUGACUGAGGUUAAGGACCAGUGUCAUUGUAUGGCCUGCUGGGCCUUCAGUGUGACGGGUGCACUCGAGGGUCAGAUGUUCAAGAAGAAAAAGAAGCUGGUCAGUUUGAGUGAGCAACAGCUGGUGGACUGCUCCUGGAGUUCUGGAAACCAUGGCUGUACCAGUGUUUUGGCAUACAAGGCCUUUGAGUACAUCAAGUCCAGUGGAGGCCUGGAGAAAGCAAGCACCUAUCCAUAUCAAGCCAAGGCAGGGCUGUGCAGGUUUAAAAAACAGAAAGCUUGGGCUAAGUGCUCAGGCUAUGAAAAGGCGAAGCCCACAGAAGACGCUCUGCAGCUCGCCGUGGCCACAAUUGGACCUAUUUCUGUAUCUAUAAAUGCCUUCCCACACAGCUUCCAGCUCUAUGAGUCAGGUGUGUAUGAUGAGCCAGACUGCAGCAACAAUAAGGUGACUCAUGCUGUGCUAGUUGUUGGUUACGGCACUGACGCACUCAAAAAGGACUACUGGCUGGUCAAGAACAGCUGGGGUGUAAACUGGGGUGAAAAGGGCUACAUCAAGAUGUCCAGGAACAAGAAUAACCAGUGUGGUAUUGCCACAAGAGGCUCCUACCCUGUGGUUUAA